Molecule: messenger RNA, 835 nt
Organism: Phytophthora infestans T30-4
Lineage: Eukaryota; Oomycota; Peronosporomycetes; Peronosporales; Peronosporaceae
Exons: 2
Coding region: 61-816 (251 amino acids)
Source: RefSeq, a predicted model, not a curated record
UUCCCUUGACCGCACGAACGGGAGGCCAGCACCAGCGGAACUAAGAGAGACUCAAAAGGCAUGUGGUCGAAACAGGCAGGCAAGGCCAUCCGGUCUCUGGGUCAGACGAUCGACCGCGUCGGCGUCUCGCUGGAGGGCAAGCUCGCCUACACGGAGCACUUGAAUCCCUCCACACGCGCCGUGAAGAACCUGGGUCGCUCACCCAAGUUCGAGGAGGGUGUGUUUGUGGCUCCCAACGCGGCUGUCAUCGGUGAUGUUAAGGUGGGCAAGGGCAGCUCUAUUUGGUACAAUGCCACUGUGCGUGGCGACGUGAACCACAUUACCAUCGGCGAGAACACAAACAUUCAGGACCAGGCCGUGGUGCACGUGGCUAAGAUCCACAAGGACAUCCCCACCAAAAUUGGUAACAACGUGACUGUUGGCCCCGCCGCCAUUGUGCACGCUUGCACCAUCCAGGACCACUGCAUCAUCGGCACGGGCGCACAGGUACUGGACGGUGCUGUGGUUGGAGCCAAGUCCAUCAUUACGGCUGGAUCCAUCGUAACGAAAGGCAAGCAGGUGCCCUCGGGUCAACUCUGGUCGGGUGUUCCCGCUCGCUACCUGCGCGACCUCACGGCCGAGGAGACGCAAUUCAUGCAGCAGUGCUCGUCCGAGUACGCGCAACUGGCGGAGCAGUACGCUGACGAGUGCGCUAAGACCUUCGAGGAGUACGAGGCUGACACGGAGCGCUACAAGAUCCUGCGGGACGUGGGCGAGACUGGUCUGCCACAAAAAGGCGAUGAGCGCGAAGACACUGGUCUCUACUUCCGUUACUAGACGGCAAGCAUAUCGGCAG